ACUCGCUUUCCACAGAUCGUCGACACUGCAAAUGAAGUUAACACCGGCCUUGGUUUCUAAUCUAUUUGAGACGCCUAUGGCGGAUCUCACCACUUUGGACAUGAGCAACAAGGAAAUUAGCCAUAUAGACGACAUUUCUGGUUGUAUUUCUUUGAGGAAGUUGAACUUGGCAAAGAACACGAUCAAGAGCUCGGAUGCUUUGUCUGGACUUCAGUACCUACCUGACUUAACCUGGCUUAACCUUUCUAACAAUUCUUUGGAGAAUUUUGAAGGCCUUCAAAAGCUCAAAUCUUUACAUGUCUUGAACAUGAGCCAUAACGAACUCAAUCGUAUCAGUAUCCAUAUUACAAACCUGGUAGAUUUGAAGGCUCUUAUACUCAAUCACAAUAAGAUAAAGACGAUUGACAACUUGGCAUCUUUGACCAACUUGAAUACACUUGUACUAUCACAUAACAACAUUCAAACCAUACCAAACCUAUCAACCCUUACGUCCCUCACAAAACUUUCAGUUGCCCAUAAUUCCGUCCGUGUUGUUCCUGAUCUAUCAGCCAAUGCGGAACUGAAGGAAUUGCGAUUGAACGAUAACAAGAUUCUACAGUUGCCAGAUACUCUACGACAAUGCAGUGGUUUGGAAAUUUUAGACUUAGGAAACAAUAUGAUGCGGGAAUGGACCGACAUUGCAGCUUUAGGCUCUUUGCUUCAUUUAGUCAAUCUCAACCUGAAGGGUAAUCCUGUGACUGAAAAAGAGGAUUAUAAGGAAAAGAUUUUGGCUUUGAUACCAUCUCUCCGCGUUCUUGAUGGAGAGAGAUUUGACCCCAAGUUUUUGCAAAGAAAGCAAAAGCAUAAGGCGCAUCUUCAAUUCAUCCAGGAUUUGCAAAACAAAAAGCAGCGUAUCCAAGAUUUACGCGAAAAGAAAAGACAGAAGAGGGAGAAGGGAUCCGACGGAGAUGAUGUUGACGAAGAAGCGUCCGAGCCCAAGGUGACCAAGAACAAGAAGCGUACGAAGGAAGCUGGUGGACCCAAUAAGCGACCAAAGGUCAAAAAAUAGAAUAAUUUUAUACACUCGCAAUUGUAAUAUUCAUCUCAUUUUAAUGACAGCAUAAAAGCAUUAUAAGCAUUAUUUCUAACCAAU
This is a messenger RNA of Umbelopsis ramanniana AG, 1132 nucleotides long. RefSeq lists its product as uncharacterized. The transcript has 5 exons. The coding region runs from base 32 to 1048 and encodes 338 amino acids. Gene Ontology annotation, molecular function: protein binding. Lineage: Eukaryota; Fungi; Mucoromycota; Umbelopsidomycetes; Umbelopsidales; Umbelopsidaceae. The record is from RefSeq and is a predicted model, not a curated record.